AUGCAACAACAACAACCGCAUGCUCCCUCUUUUGCCUCUUCUCAUCGGCAACAACAACCACUUCCAGUCACAGUUCUCAGCUUCAUUCCUCAAGAUCCUUUUGUUAUAUAUGCCUCUCCAGCACCACCAGUUGUCUCUUCUUCAAGGACUAUUCCUACUGAAGAAUUGAAAGAACUUCAACGACAACAACAUGCUCUUCCCAAAAGAACACGAGCAGCCAAAGGACGUGCCCGCAAUAGAGUACCCCCAGCAUGGACAUCCACUGCUGCACUUAUGGAUCCUAGUGACCAUGAGAAUGAAUUUGUAGAUGCCCUACCAACACCACCUCCACCUCCUCCAUUUACCCCUUAUCCUAUGACAGUCUCAUAUCCUGCACCUCCACCCCCUAACCCAUAUAGACCACCUCCGGUUCCCCCAGCCGUUACUACCUCUACCCCUGCAGCUACCACACCUCCUAAAUCCAUCCAUACCAUUAUGUCUCCCUCAGAAAAUACUCUAUCUGAGUUUCUCACAAACCUUACUAUCCCAGAACCCCUUCCUUCUUUCAUGAAUAAAGGACCCCAACCUGUUGCACCUCAUGUUUCUGAAAUGGAUGAUGACCCUGAAAUCCAAGAUCCAGAACCUCCUAGGCAGCCCCCAGUCUCACCUACACCCUUUACCCCAUAUCAAAACCAGGACCCAAAAUAA
Molecule: messenger RNA, 687 nt
Organism: Macadamia integrifolia
Lineage: Eukaryota; Viridiplantae; Streptophyta; Magnoliopsida; Proteales; Proteaceae
Product: leucine-rich repeat extensin-like protein 1
Exons: 1
Coding region: 1-687 (228 amino acids)
Source: RefSeq, a predicted model, not a curated record